Polychytrium aggregatum is the source of this 1025-nucleotide messenger RNA. RefSeq lists its product as uncharacterized. Bases 54 to 851 code for a protein of 265 amino acids. NCBI's taxonomy places the organism in Eukaryota, Fungi, Chytridiomycota, Chytridiomycetes, Polychytriales. The transcript has 3 exons. The record is from RefSeq and is a predicted model, not a curated record. Gene Ontology annotation, biological process: signal transduction.
CACCAACCCAUCCAUCAGUCCAUCCACACAUCCUCCCUGAACCUCGUCUGGCCAUGAGCAUCGACGCCGACCCCUCUUCCGGCCAAAGCGCCGUUCCCCCUGCGACGCCAGUCAAGUGUCCCCUCGGCUACGACCAGCAUCCGGUCUUCAUCUCCUACCGCGUCUCCAGCGACAGCAGCUUUGUCGAGAAGCUCGCACCGUAUCUGCAGUCCGUCUGGUUCCUGAAGAAACUGGGGCUCGGGCCGGAGCACAUUUCCCUGCUGCCGCACAUCUUCUUCGACAAGUAUUGUCUCGUUGGCGGCACUCUCUGGGAAGACAGCUUCCUGGCGGCCCUCAAGACCUCCAAGCUCAUCAUCCUGGUCAUCAGUCCCGAUGCCCUCGUCGGGAUCAACUCGACCCGCGACAACAUGUUCCUGGAGUGGGAGUGGGCCGUCGAGCUCCAGCAGCAGGGCCAGGCUCGGAUCAUGCCCCUGCUCCUCGCCACCGAAGACCCGAGCUCAGGCUCUAUCCAGCCGUUUUCGUUGUUCCAGCUGGAUCGCUUUCCAGACGAAUUGCACCAGCACCCAGAGAGCCCCAAACAGCGCACCAUUCGCGAAACCAUGCGCAUGAUCUUUGCCAUUCAGGGGCUCCAAGUCAACUCCUCCAACACCGAGCAGUAUCGCAGCGCCAUCGCAGACGCAUAUAUGCAGGUCUUCGACCUGGCUCACCUUGUCAAGUCUCGGCCGCUUCCUUCUCUUAUCGCAAAAGACCAACGGGUGGCAAGAACAAGUGUCAGCAAAACCAUCUCCAGAACGGACGAAGACGGCACAACAAUCGAAGUGUCAACCAAGCUCUCCUGCAACGUGAUGUGAUGCGGUGUGAGCAGCGGCUGCUGCUGUUCCAUCCGCGAGCACCGUUCUCCAAAGCCGAUGGACAUGAGAGCUUUGCUUGCAAGUCGGACCAAGCGAGCCACUGGGCCCCCGGGCAGCGUGAGACGCUUGGUCACGAUGGAUGUGUAUUCGCGACCCAGACAGAGUGGCAAUCCU